AGAGGAGUGCCUGGAAAGCUCCCGCGGAAAGCUCAGCCUCUUGAGGCUGGCUUCACAGCGUGCCGCUCACUAGGAUUGAGAAAGUCAAGGAACGCUUCACAGCCCCGGGAUUCAACCAGCACGGAGCCUGCCGAGGCAGAGAACCGCAACGGCAAACCCAGGCGGAUCCUGGAGCAGCAGCCGCCUCUCCCCUGCUCUUUUACCCUGGAUUCGUGUGCCUCCUGCUCCCGAAAAUCGGCUGGAAAUCCAUCGUGCCUUUCCUUCAGGGCCGGUGAGCUCUGCCAGCCAGAGCCUGGUCUCCUCUCUGCCAGCUCUGGAGCUGGGGCAGGCAGAGCCUUUAUCCAUGCGGGUGGACCAGGGCUCCCAGCAGACUGCCGGAGCUCCCAGCCCAUCCCGGCUGAGCGGCAGAUGAUCCAGAGCACUGCCCCGAAAGAGGUGUGCUGGGGGAACCAGGGCCAGGACGCAAGGUACCCGUUUCGUUUCUGAUUAAUACUUGUGGAUGAAUGCUGUAAAUAAAUAGGAGCCGAGAAGAUCGCAAAGAAAGUCAGCGAGCCGCGCCGGGGAAUUCAUUCGCUCGUAGACAACAUGCGGCUGCUUUGCAGCCUCCUGCGAGCGCAAACAUUCUUUCUUGCCCAUGCCAAAGACUGACCGCAUCUCUCUCCUGCUUUACUUGUACCGUGGAGGAUAUUUAAGCAAGAACAUGUACAGUGAACUGCUAAAUUCAACCAGUGCCACCGAAGCUCACCUCAUCAUUCAGACCAACACGCCCUACCUGAGCGGCACUCCCAGACCCGUGAGCUCCUCUGCCUUUUACAUGUCCACGGCCAGGGUCUUAAAGGAAGGGGAGAUCAACAAGCCAGACCUGGUGACUUACAUCAUCAUGUUUUUCUUUCUGCUCUUGACUGUGACACUCAUUGUGCUCUUCAUCAACUGCCAGCUGAAAAACUCUUUUUUCGCCACUCUUCCUUACGACAGAUCGCUCCGAGAGGCGAGGAGCCCGUGGAGGACACAAGCUGUCUGACCCUAGAGAGAAACUAUGGCUUGCACCAGCAGCAGCAGGCACCGGGAACCCUCCCCGCGCAAGAAAGGGCCGCUGCUGCGGGGCAGCGAACGGAGGGGACCCUCCGUAGGCUGCGUGGCAGGAAGAGACUGCUGAAAAACCUGCUGCACGCAAAGGGGAACGGCUGUAAAUAAAAAGCUCUGCUCUGAAGCAAGGGGAGAAGGGGUUAGCAAAUUGAAACGGUUCCGCGCAAAAACCCCGACCCACGAUCGCACAGGAGGCUCUAGAUGUAUGCAAAUGUCACCCUCCACCCCUGCGGCGUCCGUACAAGGGUAUUUGCGCUCGCAAGAGGCGCCGGUUUGGGCAGCUGGUGGAGCUUUUCCCCCACGUUUAGGAAGCCAUAGCAUCAAAUGUGAAAAAACCGCCCCCCCAGGGUGUUAACCUCACAGCUCCGCGCUGAGGGGAUGAGUUUGCUCUCCAGACCCAUUUCUCUCAACUGCUGCUGAAACUGCGUGGUAAUGCAAUGGGAGUCCUGCCAGGCAAGAGGAGAAAAUGUGGUGGUGGUGGUGGGAAAAUGCUUCUUUAAGCUUUUGAUUGUCAUUCUGGCAAGGGGGGCUGUGCUGCUUUUCCUGCACCCUCCAUCAGGUUUUGAGUUACCAGUUCUGUGACACACCAAAUACCCGAGGAAUUUGUUUGCAGCUUUCUUAAGCUACAAAAGAAAACUUAUUUGCCAUGGCAUGCAACCAAAAUAAACCAGGGUGGGGAGAAGGAAGGAGAGAAAAGAAAUAUCGUUGGCAGUGUGUAAGCUAAUGAAAGGGGAGAGCAGAGUGCUCCGAGUUCAGGACACAGAGGAGAGAACUGCUGGGAGCCAGAGGUCAGUGUUUGAGAGAGGAGAAGUUGCUUGCAGGCACAGCAUCCCCACUCCUUGCUCUUUAGAUACACCUAGCACAACUGGAAGCAUGCUUAGCAUUCUGGCAUCAGCUUGAUUCACCAGCAAAGCUCAUCACCUGAAAUGCUCACCCAUCCCAGUUUUGCUCUCCCAGCCUCUGCUUCCCCUUGGCAGCCGAGCUGCUGCUGCUGCACAGCUGCUGCUUUCUAGCAAACUCCCAGGCCGGCCCCAGCUCCAGCACACACACUCAUCAA
Molecule: messenger RNA, 2143 nt
Organism: Dryobates pubescens (Downy woodpecker)
Lineage: Eukaryota; Metazoa; Chordata; Aves; Piciformes; Picidae
Gene: SMIM32
Product: small integral membrane protein 32
Exons: 1
Coding region: 635-1021 (128 amino acids)
Source: RefSeq, a predicted model, not a curated record